GCUUAAGGCUGAAGCGUCGUGGCUUUGCCUAGGUCACCUCUGCAGGAUGCCGCACAAGAUGGGGUUUGUCGUGGUCAGUUCUUCAGGACACGAGGAUGGCUUCAGUGCUCACGAGCUGAUGGUUCACGCGCCGACUGUGAGCGGAUGGCGAUCACCCAGACUGUGCCAGUACCCACAGGAGAUCGUUCUGCAGCUGGUGGAGAGGUGUCGGAUUCGGAAGCUGCAGUUGCUGGCUCACCAGUACAUGAUUUCAAGCAAAAUUGAGUUCUACAUCAGUGAGAGCCUGCCUGAAUACUUCGCUCCGUACCAGUCAGAGAGGUUUCAUAGACUGGGCUACGUCCCUCUCUCAGACAACCAAAAGACGGAUUUCAAAGCACGAGAGUUAAAAUCUGUGUAUGUGGAUGCAGUUGGCCAGUACCUGAAGCUGAUUUUCCAUAAAAAUUAUGUCAAUAAAUACAACAUAUACGGUCAGGUUGCCCUGGUAGCUGUGAACAUUAUUGGAGAUCCAGCAGACCUCAGUAAUGACAGCAAUAAUACUCCUUCCAGAGAGAAGCUGAUAGACUACUACUUGGGGAUUAAAUCAGAUGAUCCUGCCUUAGAUGGAACUUACCUUGGGAAACUUGACUCCAUUUCUCCUCUGGAUGAUUUGGCCUUUGACAUGUACCAGGAUCCCGAGGUGGCUCAGAUGAUCCGCAGGCUGGACGAGAAGAAGCGCGAAGCCGUCCGCCACGAGCGCUACGAUCACGCCAAGAAGCUCAAACAAGCCAUUGCAGACUUGCAAAAGGUGGGGGAGCGGCUGGGGCGGUACGAGGUGGAGAAGCGCUGUGCUGUGGAGAAGGAGGAUUAUGACCUGGCUGAGAAGAAGAAACAGCAGAUGGAAGCGUACCGCCUGAAGGUGUACCAGCAGCUGGAGCUCCACAACCUGCUGGACACCCAGCUGCUGAGUCGAAAACCACCUGAAUUGCCUUUGGAGCCUGUGAUGUAUAUGGACAAUCCUCAGCACACAAAAGCUACAAAUUCCCCUCCUCGUGAGCACACAGAACAGCACAAAGGAGAGCUGUGGGGAGCAGAACCUUUGCUGGAAGAGAAGUCAGCAGGUCCUGCUGCUGCUGAGCCCCUUGUUCCCCAUCAGUCGCCUCCUCCUCCUCCCAGGACUCAUCCCACAACCUCCAGGGAAGUGCUUCCCAAAGGAAAUGUGGAGUUUGUGCCUUACGAUGAGACACCUCUUCCAGCGGGCUGUGAGCACCCCGAGGAGGCGGCCGCGUCCCCGGAGAGGGCAGAGCAGGGUGUCAGCAGUUCUCCCAGAGGUGGCAUUGCUGGGGAGCCAGAACCAUUAACUGAGAAGGCACUGAGGGAGGCCAGCCCUGCUGUUGAGGUUUUUGGAGAAGCUUUGGUUUCAGGAGCAUAUUCCAGAACCUGGUCGUAUCGAGAAGAUGCAUUGCUGGCUGUCUACAAGAUGCUGAUGGAAAUGUCAGUAAACACUCCAAAGGAUGAACUGAAGAAUGUGCUGAGAGCUGCUAUUUUCCUUGUAAGGAGAGCCAUCAAAGACAUCGUGUCCUCGGUUUUCCAGGCUUCCCUGCAACUUUUGAAAAUGAUCAUUACUCAAUAUAUACCAAAACAUGAAUUAGGAAGAACAGAAACUUCUCAUUGUGUGGAAAAGACUCUUCCAAAUUUGCUUUCUAGAACAGGAGACUCUUCAUCCCGACUUCGCCUUGUGGCAUCUAACUUUAUUCAGGAAAUGGCACUGUGUAGUGAAGUUAAACCCCUUCAGAUUGUUCCAGCUCAUUUGGUUCAACCAUUGAAGCCAAACUCCCCAACACACCUGGCAAUGAGUCAAGCGAAGUUAGUGGAAAGCCUCUUGAAGGACAUGGGGACUGAAAACUCGGGGUUUACCGUCAGCAGCGUCAUGAAGUUUGCAGUGGGAGCCCUGGAGCACAGGGCACACGAGGUGCGCGAGGUCGCGCUGCGGAUCGUCUUUGCCCUGUACAGGGGGCACAGAGCUGCUGUCCUGGGGCACCUCCCUCCCGACGGCGCCAGCGCCCGCAGGACGCUGCUCUACAGGACACUCUUCGAGGGCUUUACCAAAAUAGAUGGUAAACUUCCUGGAGCUGAAAUUAGGGCACAGAGAAAGGCAGCAACAGAAGCAGAGAAACAGAAGAAGGAAGAAAUAAAAGUACUGCAAGAUCAGCUGGCAGCUCUGGAGGAGAUAGAAGCAGAAAUUCAAGCUGAAAAGAAGAAAGAAUCUGAUUUUCAGAAGCCAAAGAAUCAAGGUUUACAGGUAAACCAAAGCCCACAGCCUGCAGCAGCAGAGAUUCCAGAUGAUCAUUCCUCUGUUGCAAAUUAUUUGGAUAACUUGUGUAUUUUUUGUGGUGAAAGGGAUGAAUCCUUCACAGAGGAAAGAUUGGAUCAGCAUUACUGGAAACACUGCCCAGUCUUAAUCAGAUGUGAGCACUGCAAACAGGUGGUGGAGAUCGCGAGCCUGACGGAGCACCUGCUGACUGGCUGUGACAGGAGGGACAGCUUUGGGAAGUGCCCACGCUGCAGCGAGGCCGUGCCAAGAGAUGAGCUGCCCAAACACCUGAAGAGCAAGACUUGCAAUGCGGCUGAACCAGAAAAUGUGGCAAACCAUUGCCCACUGUGCCACGAAAACUUUUCCCCAGGAGAGGAGGCCUGGAAAUCUCACCUGAUAGGCAAAGAUGGCUGUAAAAUGAAUCAGCGGAGGUUAGCCCCAAUAAAUAAAACCAUUCUGCUGCAGCCUGGAAAAAUAAGUGGCAGGAAGCUGGGUCCUUCAGGAGCCAGAACUCAGCCUCCCUCAGUAGGAAGCAAGAUCCCAAGCCCAGGAGAGGGCUGAAAUAAAAGCACUAACAAAACAUGCUCAGAGCAAUGA
Messenger RNA from Merops nubicus (carmine bee-eater), 2887 nucleotides. It is a transcript of the gene CEP104, whose product is annotated as centrosomal protein 104kDa. NCBI's taxonomy places the organism in Eukaryota, Metazoa, Chordata, Aves, Coraciiformes, Meropidae. The record is from RefSeq and is a predicted model, not a curated record. Gene Ontology annotation, cellular component: cilium.